Molecule: messenger RNA, 1267 nt
Organism: Lampris incognitus (smalleye Pacific opah)
Lineage: Eukaryota; Metazoa; Chordata; Actinopteri; Lampriformes; Lampridae
Gene: tmbim1a
Product: transmembrane BAX inhibitor motif containing 1a
Exons: 12
Coding region: 252-1256 (334 amino acids)
Biological process (GO): negative regulation of apoptotic signaling pathway
Cellular component (GO): membrane; Golgi apparatus; endoplasmic reticulum
Source: RefSeq, a predicted model, not a curated record
CCACCCUGCUGUACAUGUCCUCGAUUCUAGGAAAUGUUCGGGUCGAGACAUCUGGUUGCCCGGUGCUGCUGCGUGAGAAAACACAGGAGCGGCCUGAGACGUCAGAAAAAGUGAAGAAAAAGCCCCUCCGGCGGUGUGGUCAUUCGACAGUCUUGGUGGGAUUUACCAAGCGCACCUUUAAAGAGGAAAAAUAACAAGAUCUGCGACCCGCACUUCUUUUUGUUGUUGUUGGGAUUUCUCAAUUUGACGAUAUGUCCAGGUCAGAUUAUCCUCCAGGGUACAACGAGUCCCAUGUCCCACUGUACGGGCAUCAGGGCGGUAAUCAAUCCCCUCCCCCUGCCUAUGGCUUCCCUGCCUACGGGGGUCCAACUCCAGGCCACCCCUCUGCCCCCUACCCAGCAGGCCCAAAUGUAAUGCCAUACCCUCCAGGUCCAUACCCAGGACAGCCUCAGCCUGCUGGGGCUCUAGGAGCUGGCUACCCCAGCCACCCACCCAUGCCCCCAAUGCCCCCAAUCAUCCCACCUACCAUGCCAACAGAUGCCCUGAGCUCAGGUGAUGAUUUUGCUGCUAGUGGCAGCGGUUGGGACAGUCUGAGUGUCCGACAUGCCUUCAUCAGAAAGGUUUAUCUGAUUCUGGCAUCUCAGCUGCUUGUCACUACAGCUAUUGUGGCUGUUUUCACAUUUGUUGACUCUGUCCGAAAUUUUGUACAGCAAAACCAAGCUGUCUAUUGGGCAUCAUUCGGUGUGUAUUUUGUCACCCACCUUGUGCUGGUCUGCUGCAAGGGCCCCAGGAGGAAGUUCCCAUGGAACGCAAUUUUGCUCCUGAUCUUUACUCUAUCCAUGUCUUAUAUGACUGGAGCCAUAUCCAGUCAUUAUGAUACAAAAGCAGUGUUCCUUGCUCUGGCUAUCACUGCUGUUGUCUGCAUCGCUGUCACCAUCUUCUGUUUCCAGACAAAGGUUGACUUCACCAAAUGCCAAGGUCUCUUCUGUGUGCUUGGAAUCGUCAUGCUGGUGACAGGCAUCAUCACGGUGAUUGUGCUGUCUUUCAAAUACAUUCCAUGGCUUCACAUGCUUUAUGCUGCCUUAGGAGCCAUAGUCUACACCCUUUUCUUGGCCUACCACACACAGCUGCUGAUAGGAAACAGGAAGUACUCCAUCAGUCCUGAGGAGUACGUGUUUGCUGCUCUUUCCAUCUAUGUUGACAUCAUCCAGAUCUUCAUUUUCCUCUUGCAGAUCAUUGGCGCCUCAAGCAAAUAGAUCCACAAUAG